Magnusiomyces paraingens is the source of this 5919-nucleotide messenger RNA. RefSeq lists its product as uncharacterized. The record is from RefSeq and is a predicted model, not a curated record. Lineage: Eukaryota; Fungi; Ascomycota; Dipodascomycetes; Dipodascales; Dipodascaceae. Gene Ontology annotation, molecular function: ATP hydrolysis activity; ATP binding; nucleic acid binding. The transcript has 3 exons. The coding region runs from base 1 to 5919 and encodes 1972 amino acids.
AUGGUUUCUCAAGAUCCUAUUCAUUCGUUUGAUUCUUUUUUAGACAGUGUCACGCAAAUGCAAGAUGCUGUCAGUAAGUUUCAACUCGAAUCACUUAGACUUCCUGAUGAUUUUUCAUCUCCUGACAAAGAUUCAAUACAUAAUUCUGAUAUUGACAAGCUUACUAUUUUUGAUGAAUCAUUUUCCAGCAGCGAUGCCGAAUCAUUUGAUGAGGACACAAAACAAGAUUCCAGAACUCACGACACCAAUCUUGAGUGGCUUAAAUCUCAAUUAUCUAAGUUUUCGAUAACUACAUCAAUGAAUGGGGAUGAGAUAUAUUCUACUGUGUUAUCAAUUUUAACUUCAGAUUCACCAGAUGAGGAGCUUCAAUCUUCUCUUCCAGACAUACUGGGAUACGAUAAUCUUGAACUUGUCAUCGAACUUAUUUCUCGUCGAAAUGAAAUUCAACAAAGUAUCCGGAUUCAAGACUUAGAAAAAGAGACUAAUUACCAUUUAAUGACAGUUGAAGAGAUUGAAAACCAACGUGUGCUAAAUCAACGCGAGACUCAGCGGCUUAAUAGUAAUCUUCAACUGGCCCCAGCUACUAUCAAAUAUCCACACGUUUAUAAACGUGACACUGGUGGCAGUAUUCUUAAUGCAUUUGGCUCCAAAUAUUCUUUACCGGCUGGAACUACAAGAACUCUCGAGCAAAAAUACGAAGAAGUUAUUAUUCCAGCUAGCAGCAAAAAACCUCUUGUUGAACCCCGAUUGAUUCCCAUCAAAGAGUUAGACAAACUGUGUCAGGGGACUUUCAAAAAAUACAAGACUCUUAACCGCAUGCAAUCAUUAGUUUAUCCGAUUGGUUAUGAAACCCACGAAAAUAUGCUGGUUUGUGCACCCACUGGUGCUGGUAAAACCGAUGUGGCACUCUUAACAAUGUUAAGCACAAUAAACAAUUACAGUACGUUUGAUCCUAAUACCCAGUCUUAUUCUGUUGAUUUAUCGAAUUUUAAAAUCGUGUACGUCGCCCCUCUUAAAGCAUUAGCAGCCGAAGUGGUGGAGAAAAUGUCGCAAAGACUUUCUUGGAUUGGGAUAUCUGUUAGAGAACUUACAGGUGACAUGCAACUAACACGAAGCGAAAUUAUUUCGACUCAGAUCAUUGUCACUACACCAGAAAAAUGGGAUGUUGUUACAAGAAAAUCUACUGGUGAUAAUGAACUAGUUUCUAAAGUCCGUCUUUUAGUUAUAGAUGAGGUACAUUUACUUCAUGAAGAUCGCGGUGCUGUCAUAGAGUCUUUGGUAGCGCGUACUCUUCGCCAGGUCGAAAGCACACAGUCUAUGGUUCGAAUCGUUGGUUUAUCUGCCACUCUACCCAAUUAUUUAGAUGUUGCUGAGUUUCUUCGAGUAAAUCCUAUGGCCGGACUAUUUUUUUUUGACGACUCAUUUAGACCGGUUCCUUUGGAGCAACAGUUUCUUGCUAUUCGUGCAAAAGCUGGAACGAAGCAAGCAAGAGACGAAAUAAAUCGCAUCUCAUAUGACAAACUUGUUGAAAUGCUUAAUGAGGGCCAUCAAAUUAUGGUUUUCGUUCAUUCGAGAAAAGACACAAUUAACACAGCUCGUUCUUAUAUUUCUCAAGCACAAAAAAUGCAUGAUACUUAUCUAUUCGAUUGCUCGACCAAUGACUCAUACUCUUCUUUUGAAAGAGAGAUGUCCAAAUGGAAGAAUAGAGACAUGAAAGAGCUAUUUAUGGGUGGAUUUGGAAUCCAUCAUGCUGGAAUGCUGCGUUCGGAGCGUAACUUAACUGAAAAAAUGUUUCUUAAUGGCGCGAUUAAAGUUCUUUGCUGUACAGCUACUCUUGCAUGGGGUGUAAAUCUUCCAGCUGCCGUUGUUAUGAUCAAAGGAACUCAAGUUUAUGAUGCUAAACGAGGUGGUUUUGUGGACUUAAGCAUCACUGAUGUGAUUCAAAUUUUUGGACGAGCUGGUCGUCCUCAGUUUGAACAAGUUGGUAUUGGCAUUUUAUGUACCACAUCUGAUCGACUUUCUCAUUAUCUAUCAGCAAUCACACAACAACAUCCCAUCGAAUCCAAAUUAACUACAAGAAUAGAGGAUAAUCUUAACGCCGAAAUUGCAUUAGGUACAGUAACUAGUAUUGAUGAAGGUGUCCAAUGGCUAGGCUACACUUAUUUAUUUGUUCGAAUGCGAAAGAAUCCACUUGCUUAUGGACUCGGGUGGGAAGAUGUUUCUGAGGACCCUCUUUUAGGAGAGCGUCGCCGAAAGUUAAUUAUUGAUGCCGCUCGAAAAUUACAUUUACUACAAAUGAUUGUUUACGACGAUGUUACCGGGACUUUCAUUUCCAAAGACACUGGCCGCGUUGCUUCUGAUUUUUAUUUGCUUAAUUCUAGCGUUGAAGUUUUUAAUAAACUAAUGAACCCUGCUGCGACGGAGGCCGAUGUGUUUUCAAUGAUCAGCAUGAGUGGCGAGUUUGAUGGAAUCAAGGCUAGAGAAGAAGAAGGUAAUGAACUAAAAUUGCUUAUGGAAGAAUCUUCUCCUUGUCAAGUUCUUGGUGAUUUUGAUUCUCCCCAAGGCAAAACAAAUAUUUUAUUACAGGCUUACAUUUCAAAUGCAUCCAUUAAAGAUUCUGCUUUAAUUUCUGAUGCUGCAUAUGUUGCCCAAAAUUCUACACGUAUUUGCCGCGCUCUUUUUCUUCUUGCUCUUAAUCGCCGAUGGGGGCGCCUCGCUAAUUUACUUCUUUCAAUUUGCAAAUCUGUUGAAAAUCGCUUAUGGUCUUUUGAACACCCUCUGGCUCAAUUCGACCUUCCACACCAAGUUCUACGAAAUCUUGAGUCAAGUGGGGCACAAAUAUCUGAUUUACGUGACAUGGAAAUUGGUGAAAUUGGACAACUGAUUCAUAAUCAAAAGUCAGCCUCUUUGGUUGCCCGUUACUUGGAUCGAUUUCCUACUCUUCAUAUAGAGUCAGAAAUUGCCCCUCUUACUAAAAGUGUUUUGAAAAUAAAAAUAACACUUGAACCUGAGUUUAUUUGGGAUAGUAGGAUUCAUGGAAAUGCACAAUUUUUCUGGGUGUGGGUUGAAGAAUCCGAUGACUUUAAGCUUCUUCAUUAUGAAAAAUUUAUUUUAUCACGACAGAAGCUUGAUAAUCCUCAUUUACUUGAUUUCACUGUUCCUUUGGCGGAUCCACUUCCCUCCCAAAUUGUUAUUCGAGUUGUUUCUGAUACAUGGGCUGGUGCUGAAUCAUCGAUGCCUGUUUCAUUUCAGCAUCUUAUUCGUCCCGAAGCUGAGUCUAUAUCUACUAAACUUCUUCCUCUGCGACCACUUCCUAUAACAGCACUUGAUAAUAAAGCAAUUGAGGGAAUAUAUUCUUUCAAGUUUCGGUUUUUUAAUCCAAUGCAAACCAUGAUUUUUCAUCCUAUUUACAACUCUAAUACCAAUAUACUUCUUGGUUCUCCUACUGGUUCAGGAAAAACUGUUGCUGCAGAACUUGCGAUGUGGUGGGCAUUUAAGACAUACCCAAAAUCUAAAGUUGUUUAUAUUGCUCCAAUGAAGGCUCUUGUCAGAGAAAGAGUUGAUGAUUGGAACUCUAGAAUAACUAAGCCUCUGAAUCUCAAGCUUGUUGAAUUAACAGGUGAUAGCACACCGGAUUCUUCAACUAUAAAAAAUUCUGACAUCAUCAUUACUACACCUGAAAAGUUUGACGGUAUCAGUCGAAAUUGGCAGAGCAGAAAAUUUGUACAGGAAGUUUCCCUUAUUAUCAUGGAUGAGAUUCAUUUACUUGCUAGUGACCGUGGUCCAAUUUUAGAGAUGAUUGUCAGUCGUAUGAAUUUUGUUUCGGCUAAGACUGCGCGUCCGGUGCGACUCUUGGGUCUUUCAAGUGCUAUAGCCAAUGCUUAUGACAUGGCUAGUUGGCUUAAGGUUCGGGAUGAAGGUUUGUUUAACUUCCCAUCUACUGUAAGACCAGUUCCAUUGGAAAUGUAUAUUGAUGGAUUUCCUGAUAACAUGGGAUUUUGCCCAUUGAUGAAGUCCAUGAAUAAACCUGCUUUUCUUGCGAUUAAAAAGCAUUCGCCAACUAAGCCGGUACUUAUUUUUGUUGCUUCUCGUCGACAGACUCGAUUAACAGCACUUGAUUUGAUUCAUAUGCUUGGAAUGGAAGACAACCCUCGAAGAUUUCUUUCAAUGGAUGAAGAUGAACUUCAGGAAGCGAUUUCUAUCGCUGUAGAUGACACACUAAAGUUGUCUUUACAAUUUGGUAUUGGUCUUCAUCAUGCAGGUCUUGUUGAUUCUGACAGAAGAUUAAGCCACGAGCUUUUUGCCAACAAUAAAAUCCAAAUUCUUGUUGCGACUAGUACAUUGGCCUGGGGUGUUAAUUUACCGGCUUAUUUGGUUGUCAUUAAAGGCACACAGUUUUUUGAUGCAAAGAUAGAAGCUUAUAAAGACAUGGACCUCACCGAUGUUCUGCAAAUGAUGGGUAGAGCUGGCAGACCAGCUUUUGAUACUAGUGGUGUUGCUGUUGUUUUUACAAAAGAAUCCACCAAGCCUUUUUACAAAUACUUUUUGAAUUCUGGCUUUCCUGUGGAGUCAUCUUUGCACAAGGUUUUGACAGAUCACUUGGGCGCUGAAGUGACGUCUAGGACCAUAAAAACAAGACAAGAGGCUUUGGAUUUCCUCACUUGGACAUUCCUUUUUCGCCGCAUUCACUACAAUCCAACAUAUUACGGCAUUGAAGAUGUUACUGAAGACGGUAUCAACAAAUGGCUUAUCAAUUUAGUUGAUAAGUCUAUUAGCGAUCUCCAUGAAGCUGGUUGCUUACAAAAUACUUAUGAUGGAAAAUUGGUUCCCACUGAGUUCCUUAAUAUUUCUUCAUACUAUUAUUUAUCCCAUAAAACCAUGCAUACAUUUUUGAAGCAUAUGCAUCGGAAGCCAAACUUUAAAGAUUGUUUGCAAUGGCUCUGUUUAGCUUCUGAGUAUGAUGAACUUCCAGUUCGUCAUAAUGAAGAUUUGGUUAAUAUUGAAAUGUCUCAAGAAAUGAGAUAUCCAGGUGAGGAGAUGAAUCUCAUUAUGUGGGAUCCUCAUGUGAAGUCCUAUUUGUUACUUCAAGCUUAUAUGAGCAGAGUCGAUCUCCCAAUCACUGAUUAUAUUCAGGAUACAACUACAGUACUGGAUCAAGCGUUGCGUAUUCUACAAGCUGCUGUUGACACAGCUACUGUCCUUGGAUAUCUAUCCACUGUUCUCACUUUGAUUAGCGUUAUGCAAUGCUUGAAGCAAGGGUAUUGGUUUGAUGAUGAUCCUGUUUCUGCACUUCCAGGGUUGACGUUAAUGCCACUUCCUGUUUCUCAUCCAGUGCGGCAAAAUGAUAGUGGUACAACAUUACUUCGGAUGCCUAUCCCCGAUGAUAAAAGCCGUGUAACCACUCUCAAAGAUUUUGCAAAUGUCAAAGGCCAAACUUUGGAAAACCUUAUGAGUAAGGUUGGUGUUCUCAAGAAUAAAAGGAAUGAAUUUUCACGAAUUGCCAAUUCACUUCCUAUUGUCGAUAUUGCGACUAAAUUCGAUUCUGCUCAAAAUGUUCUCUCAGUGGUAUUAACUCAUAAAAAUUCUGCUAUUCUUUCCAAUGAUUUUAAAGUAUAUACACCCAAAUUCCACAAAGUUCAGAAAGAAAGUUGGUUUAUCAUUGUUGGGGAUACAGAGAAGGACGAACUAGUCGCUUUAACUAGAGGUUCUCCUAGAGGUUAUUUUGGAGGUGAUAAGAACAAAUCUGUCACUACUGCCUCCAGCUCUUCUAACCAAAAGAAGGGUCGUGGUCAAGGUAAGGACGUAAAGAUUGAUGCAUCUUUGACGAUUCCUGAAGCCAGAAAAGGUGGUCGAUUGAUGCUUUAUUGUGUCAAUGAUGCUUUAGAUAUUAGAUAUGAGAUGGAGGUUUCAGUUAAUUGA